AUGGCAGUCGCCGAGAACUCGUCGGAACGAAGCAUGAAGAUAGUGUACCACAACGUGCAGUGGGCGGACUACACCCGCCUCGAGGAGAUUUCGAUGCAGACGGCCAAUAUCGACGUCUACGUGGCUAUAGGGACGGGCAGGGCGGCGCGAGACGACGAUUACACGAAGUGCCAGCUGCCGAACCAUCAAUGUAUCCAAUUUGGGUGGAGAAAGGCGGCUGGCGUCAACAACUCGUGUGGACCGGCAGUACUACUGAAUAAACGGCUCAGUGGCAGGAUCCAGAGAGUAGUAUCGCCCCCUACGAAGGGUGGCAUCACAGGGCGGAUUGGCAUGAUUACAGUAAGCGUGGGCACAAUAGACGUGGCGCUGUUCCCUACAUACAUACCACCGCGGGGCAUGGCCGUCAACACCCACAAGGGCAUCACGAGAAAUAUUCUCAAGUGGAUUCAAGGCGAGCUGGACAAGCUGGGGCACAAUUGCCUCCCCAUCAUACUGGGUGACUACAACUGCGCUUUUGGAAUACGACGAGAUACGACAGGGAGAAAAUACAUAGAGGCCACCGGGUCCACUGGCAUCGAAGAGCCCGCCCUGGAGAACACCACCAGCACGCAAGUGCGGGAAUUUUUGGACGACAACCACUUGGCGAUCGCGGACACAUUUACACGGACGGGGCCCACCUACUACAGAGGCGCCCACACAAGCAAGAUAUACCACGUUGCCAUACCAGCGACAGCACUGUGCAGGGUUCGCCAAAUCAACCCAUUGUUAGGACUGGCAAAAAGGCUGCCGCUACACGUCUCCACGCAUUUGACCGACCACGUGCCGAUUUACAUGAACAUGGACGCGCAUAUCGCCAAGACCCACAUCAGCAAGCUCACGCCACCCGCCAAACGCGACCUCAUGAUGAUCGCACUUACACGAGGCAGCGUUCAAAAGUGGUGGGAUAUGCUUUCUAACAACAUUCGUGAAGCUAUGCAGGAGAUAUUUCCCAAGCAGGAGCAGGACAUUAUAGGAUAUGACGAGAUGCGACAACAGCGGAUUCAACUGCUAGAGAAGCGAUCGCAGCUCCGAGCCGAUGCGCACCACACUGGCAGCACAAGUUACAUAGGCGAUGGUUACACGGAGUUCGAUCAGAUAGAGGAACAGCUCAAGGCCCUCUCACGGAAGUUGCAGGUGCUUCGACGGCGACAGAAGACGGAGAAAACGGAGAAGCUGGUGGAUCAGAUCAAAGAGGCGCUAUGCAUGCGCAUUGAUUGGCGAUAUCACGUGGGCGAGCACGGACAGAAAUACAACCCAGAGCACUUCAGCAGGCGGUACGACGACUUGCUUGCACUGAUCCGCCCGGUGUGGAGGCAGCCCCUCCACCACAAGCUGUUUCGCACGCUCUUCUUGUGCUUUGUGUGCAGCGCCGCGAUCGCGGGCCUCGCAGCGUUCGUAUUGCCAGCGGAGUUCACGGAUAAGUUAGACUCCGUGCAGGUCCGCAUGCUCCGCUACGUGAUGCACGGCAAAGCCAAAAACGAGUGCGAGGGCCGAGUCAGCGACGGUGGAGAAGCGGACGACGACAGCAGCAUUACAGACGAGUACGCGUGCACGCACGAGAUGGGGGAGGAGGGCGAGGGCAGAAGCUGCGGAAUGACAUUCACGACGGUCAAGGCACUCACGGCGCACAUCACGCACGCGCACCACAUGCGCAACCUGCACUCCAUGAUCAUCAGCACGAACGUGUGUCCAUGUCAGACGGCGGAGGCCGCCGCGGCGACCCUGGCGCCGCGCCAGAAGCAGCCGCGUGGAGGGCCGAAGAAGGCCACUGGCAAAGAGAGUGGCUCAGGCGACCACAACGACGAAGAGAUCGUGCUGAUGCAGAAGCUGACGCUCAACAACGCGCAGAUGAUCAGGCAGCUGUCAGGCAGCCUCUGGGACUUCUUCCGGAUCCCAGGAGAGCACUCAGCAGUGGCCGCCGCGGUGGCAGCGGGCACAACCUACGCGGAGAAGGCCAAGGAGAAGAACAACAAGGGGACCAACAAGACGAUCCUGACGGAGUUCCGCAUGCUGAUCGACGUGCUGGGCAUGCAGGGCUUCGGGGACAUCGUCUCCUACUUCAAAGUCAAGAAGGCCUACAGCGAGGACCAGAUCAACGCCAUCCGAGAAGGAAAUCAGGAGCCGCACGUCAAGAUCAGCCGCGCCACGCAGAUCGGGGACCUCAGGGCGCCCCCCUUCCGCGCGGGCAGGGCCCCGGCCGUUCGGCCUCUUUGCCCGGAGACGGCCACGAUGCCGAGGGACGGAGCGCCCCGCGGCGGCGCGGAGGGCCCGGACGCCCCCGAGCGGGCGGGGCUGCUCGUUCCAGCGGCCCGCCGCUCCCCGGGCGUGUGGCGGCAGAGGCGGCUGGCGCCGGUCGCUCUGGCUGCCCUGAUCGUGACCGCGGUUGCCGUAGUCGCGUGCCGCUUGGCCAGGGCGCAUCACAGGACAAGGAGCUCCUUUGUGUCGUCCGCUGCCGGCGAGGCCACCAGCCUGGUCGAGGAGAGCGGGGAGCCUGCGCCGCUGCUGUCAGAACGUCCGGAGAUAAUUGCCAGGGAGCGGCUGGAGAAAAUGUCGACUGGUGAGCUAAUCAGGCUCGCGAAGAAGCUCGAGGGAGAGGUGGCAGAGAUCGACGACGACAUGGACCUCUCCGUGGAGGAGGACCCUUGCCAAGUCCGCAGAGAUGAAGCACGCCGGUUGAAGGCCGCAAGGCUCCGUAGGUUGCAGGUUGAGAGUGAGAGUGAAGAAGAAGAGAAGGAGGUCGAGGAGCUUCUCGAGAAGGAGAUUGAAGACAUCGAGGACGAAGAAGACCCAUGCUCAUUGCCGGAGGAAGCGGCCCUGAAGGUAGAGGAGGUCUUUGACGAGGAGCUCGAGGCCGCCAAGUCGGAGAGCCAGGGAGCCCUGGACGAGGAGGUUGCCAAGCUGAAAGCGCUCCAGAGCUCUGAGGACUCUCAGAGCCCCCCGGUGUCCCAGACUGGGAAUCCUGUCGCCAGACCUACGGAAACGGCGGUGAGUAUCAAGGACGCCAACCUGACGCACCAGCACAUGGAUCCCCCUGUCAGCGCGAAUUGCUCCGCGAGCUACGAGGACUGCAGGUCAACCAAGUGCUGCUCCGACCCUGGGCUGCAGUGCUACGAGAAGAACAGGUGGUGGGCGAUGUGCCGGGCCCGCUGCAUCCCGGGCGCGCCCGACCCUGCCGAUGUCGACCCCGAGCGCUGGACCUGCAAGGAGUUCGGCGAGCGCUCUGCGGGCAAGCCGGUCGGCCCAGAGGAGUGCCACGACGCCCACGACAAUUGCGCAGGCUCGAAGUGCUGCGCAGAUCCUGGCUUUGCCUGCUUCGCCAAGAACGGCACGUUCGCGAGGUGCAUGCCGCAGUGCACGCCUGGGCCCCAGUAUUUCGACCUGGACGGCAAGGACCCGUGGAGCUGCCGCCAGAUCGGUUCCGCGGCGCUCUCCACCGUUGGCAACUGGACGGGGGCCAAUUGCUCUGGAGACGCGGAGGACUGCCGCGAGAGCGGAUGCUGCGCCACCAGCGGCUUCCAGUGCUACGAGGUGGACGGCCGGUCGGCCCAGUGCAGGCCGAAUUGCUCUCAGAAGGGCGGGAGCCCGUGCACCGAGCUGGGCUACCGGACCCCACCGCCCCCUGCCGAGGUGCCCACCGGGCCUCUCGGCGGGAGGAUCGGCCGGUGGCCCUGGUCAAGGACUCGUGCUCCAAGGACGGAGAGGACUGCAGCGGCACCUCGUGCUGCGUCGGCAGGGGGAGGCAGUGCUACCAGAGGGACAGCGAACACGCGACCUGUGCGGACGAGUGUCGUGCGAACAGCACCUGGACUUGCAAGGAGCUCGGCACCCGAAGCUGGGGUCUUGCGUUCGCAGGCUAUCCUUCGCUGUUCUGCUUCAUGCUCGUGA
Messenger RNA from Prorocentrum cordatum, 3924 nucleotides. Lineage: Eukaryota; Dinophyceae; Prorocentrales; Prorocentraceae. The record is from the annotation of a GenBank genome assembly.